CGGGAAUGCUUCGAGUGGGACGAGUAUAAAAGUUUAAGAAUGGCGGUGAUCCUACAAGUCGAGUUGUCGAUUGUGAACCUUUGUACAGACAGCAGGGGAGAUGCGGCUGCCGAUAGCGAAGCUGUUGUUGGUGUUCGGGUGUGUUGGAGUUAGCUGGGCUAACAACGGAUAUGGCUACCUCCCUCCGGAUAUUCCCUUCCAACCGGAUCCAUCUGGACCCGACGGUUCAUUUGUAGGAUUCCCGACACCGCCCCCCCGACCAACACCUCCCCCGCAGCUCACUAUUCCAUCAAGGCCUCCGACUCAGCCUCCUACACGCCCACCAACUCAGCCACCUACACGCCCACCAACUCAGCCACCUACACGCCCACCAACUCAGCCACCUACACGCCCACCAACUCAGCCACCUACACGCCCACCAACUCAGCCACCUACACGCCCUCCAACUCGGCCACCAACUCAGCCACCUACACGCCCACCAACUCAGCCACCUACACGCCCUCCAACUCGGCCACCAACUCAGCCACCUACAGGCCCACCAACUCGGCCACCUACAGGCCCACCAACUCAGCCUCCUACACGCCCCCCAACUCAGCCACCAACACGCCCUCCAACACCUCCUGACGACCACCAUCAUCACGAUGAUCAUCAUCACCACCACCACAGCGACGACCCUCUGCAGUGGCUCAGAGACUCGGUCCCAGGAGAACCAGGUGACGACUACCCGAUCUUCGGAUGGCCCAUCCCUCAGACGGCGUUUACCUGCUCCGGAAAAGUCUCAGGCUUCUACGCUGACCUCGAGACCCGAUGCCAGGUGUUCCACGUGUGUAACCCCGACGGCUUCGGAGAUAUGACCGGCAUCAAAUUCCUGUGCCCCAACGGCACCAUCUUCAAUCAGGAGCACUUCACCUGCGAGUGGUGGAACCAGGUAUCCUGCGGCAGCGCCGAAUCUUUCUAUAACCUCAAUAACGAAAUCGGCAUCGUUCCCGAAAACAGUCCCUACAGACCAACACCUGGCUCUCCUUCUUUCCAAGUCCCAGUAACAGUGGCGUCACCAAACAUCAUCCGUCCUGAGGCACCGCGACAACCAGCACCACAGCCCGCCCCUCGCCCACGCCCUCGCCCUACGCCCGGCAUCCCAGCUGCUCCGCAACCAUUCGUCCCGGUGCAGCCUCAAACUCCAGUUCAGCCACAGCCACAGCCGCAGCCGCAGCAACCAUCAUUCCGCCCGCAGCCACAACCCACCACCUUCCGGCCAUCACCAGCUGCCUCUCAGCAACAGCCUGUGGCGGGGUAUCCCUCUCAGCCCGAUCCCCCGAACGCUCUUUACACCACUCCCGAGUGGGGAAGAAGGCAGAACUAAAGGAAUGAACGAAAUCCAUCGCGACGAAAAUAGAGAAUGAUAGAGAGAAAGAGCACGUCAGCAAACACUUCACUUUUUAUUAUCGAAUAUGAACUUACUGAAGCCGGACACUGAAGCAGGUCUCGUGUUGGCGCUUCUUGCAGACUCUUGGCUUUCUUCAGUCCAAAAAAACUCUCCGGAAAAACAAUAGCAAACCAAUCUCCACUGAAUAGUAUUAUUUUGUCUCUAAACUCUACUUGUUAGUUUCCAGCGUUACCUGACAUUUCCUCUGGGAUGCGACCGAUGGACAUACCUCACCACUUCCCUUAGACUUCAACUGUAAAUUUUUAUCUCUCAUUAUCCUCUUCAACAACGCGAUUGAAAUACUCUGUUUGACUUCGUCCCCUCACACCCAAAAUUUUAUAUGCCUGGCCUGGUGCCACUGGGCUAAAUUAACACUAAACUUCAAAUGUAUAAACAGUUGUACACAGAAUCUUUGUAAUUAAACUGAUACAUAUUUACACAUGAUCAAAGUGACGGAUUUAUUCGACACACAACAAAAUACAUUGCUCCUCGACUCUUGGAAUGUCAGAUGUUGGUUAUGGGCAGUUUCUUUUCCCUUCGACUUUACUAUCGAUUCAUUUGAUCUUGUAACGAGAGGUCUAUACUGUCUUUGUGAAAACAAACGGGGUUCUAAUUCCUUUUUACUUACAUUCAUGAAUAAAAACUGUGAUAAAAAAAAUAUAUACAAAACGAAACGAUUGUCCUGGUUUGACUCAUCGUGUAUAAAGGAAAGAUAUAGCAUAUUUUUAUAGCACGUUUAAGGAUAGAUACCAGCGUAUGAUAAAGAUUCCAGCAGUUGUCGGAUGGAAUUCGAUACGAUAUUGAAGUAAUGUAUCCAUAACAUAAAAAAUAAGUACGGUACAUCAAUAUCAUAAAGACUUCCACAGAAGGUUAAUGAAAUCUAAAAGAAAUGCUUCCUGCUAUGUCUGAUUGGAUUGUGUACAGUGCUGGGAGUGCUUGUAAUGUAGUAACAAUAUAUAGUCAAAUAAAUCUUGAGUUACGAAA
Molecule: messenger RNA, 2410 nt
Organism: Macrobrachium nipponense
Lineage: Eukaryota; Metazoa; Arthropoda; Malacostraca; Decapoda; Palaemonidae
Product: protein piccolo-like
Exons: 4
Coding region: 101-1363 (420 amino acids)
Cellular component (GO): extracellular region
Molecular function (GO): chitin binding
Source: RefSeq, a predicted model, not a curated record